Annulohypoxylon maeteangense is the source of this 1341-nucleotide messenger RNA. RefSeq lists its product as uncharacterized. The record is from RefSeq and is a predicted model, not a curated record. Bases 259 to 1101 code for a protein of 280 amino acids. The transcript has a single exon. Lineage: Eukaryota; Fungi; Ascomycota; Sordariomycetes; Xylariales; Hypoxylaceae.
UAAAGAGUAAAUAUCAGGGUUACUAUGCGAAGAUCUUGGGCGGUUCUCCGGGUCACUCGAGUGCUAACCGCUAACAAGUCUCAUACGGGUCGGACUCCGAUCCUGCCUGGCCUCCGACAAGCACGAACGCCUCUAAACAUACUAGCACAGCAGCCCAUAAUUCGUCUAUAAAGCAAGGCUAUUCCCCGUACCUGCUUGACAGAAACAUACUGCUACCAUAGGUAGCUAUGAUUGAUCACCCAAAGACCUAGAAUAACCAUGCCCAAAUCCAGCAACAGCGACAGCCGCCCGUCCCUGGCGUCGCCAUCUCCUUCCUCAUCGGGCUCUUCAAUAGAGGCUAUUGAAGGGGGGCUGGCUUACAUGACCGGAAAGAAGCGACGGAUCCUGGACGAGGCUGCGGAAGCCACGAUGGCCAAACGCGCAAAACUAAGUACGGCCGAUUUACUUGGCAACUCGUCAGUUCUCAUUUCAGACCUAGGGAAACUUGGCAACAUGAUUCAAGAUUUACAAUACAUGGCGAGGACCUUUUCAGGGCGGGCAAAAGAAAUGUUAGGACGCGAGUUUGCCGACGAGGACGAUCCAGAAAGCCACCUUCAACGCCUCGACGGACUUUUGUGUUACGCCGAGAAGCUCUCUACUAGCUCAUCACUUGCCGUAAUUAAGCUGCAGUCGUUCCUCGGCACUACCGAGAUUUGGGGCGAGUUGUUUGAGCGGCUUGAUCGACUUUGCCUACCCACUGAUUUUUGGGAAAUUAGGGCGCGGAAAUUCCUUCGCCACAAAAGCAUUCCCGAGAUAUCGGAUAUCAUGUUCGAUACAUUUGACGAUAUCCUCGCAGCUGAUGAGGCAUGGGCAGAACACUUUUGUCGUUUAUCGCCUAAGUACAGGGGCAAGUUUAUUAGCUAUUGGGUAAAUAAUACCUCUAGUUGGUCUGCUCGGUCCCAGCUCAAUUUCCUCGAAAGCAUGUUUCAGUCCAAGAACUUUGCUGAUUUUGGCGAUUACGACAACAGGCCUGCCGUUUUGUGGGCCAACGAGGAGGCGCCGUUCUAUCGACGCCAGGAUUCGGAUGAGGGGUUAUCACCCUCUUCGGCGUUUAAGCAUUGAGCCGUUCCCAGGUUCGACCUGCCGUUUCUGGUAAUUUGGAGGUAGAUUAGUGUAAUAACUGGCUUUUGUUAAUGGUUUCGUCGAGUGAUUCUGCGUGUCUUAUUUGAUCGUCAUGCUUGGGGUACAUCGCAGGGAAAGCUUAUAUUCACGUACAACGCAACCAACAUCACUUUGAUUUACUAGAUAGUUACUACUUUUUACAAUCUCGUCAAUUCAAUUAACAAUUCUACGAUUAAAAUA